Molecule: messenger RNA, 354 nt
Organism: Protopolystoma xenopodis
Lineage: Eukaryota; Metazoa; Platyhelminthes; Monogenea; Polystomatidea; Polystomatidae
Source: the annotation of a GenBank genome assembly
AUGCCCCAGAGACUUUAUAGAAAAGAGAUUAUAAAGGGCCUAUUUCAACUUGGAUUUUAUGAAAAUCAGAUCAGGAAUCAGGAUGACAACCAAGUGGAUUUGCCUGCCCUCAUCAGAACUGAGUCAUCAAUUGCGACAGUUACUAAGGAGAUGGAAUAUCAAGGUAAUAACAAAGAAGAUACAAUACUUUUCACCAGUCUGCCGACGCAACACGAGAAGGCGGGCAAACUUGAUUGUUGGGGAGUUUAUUUCAUCAAAUGCAGCAACUGUAAGCAGAAGCAUAUCGGUGAAACAGGAAGAAAAAUCGGCCUACGAAUCAAGGAACAUCAAAGAAUGCAGGAGCAUGGACACUGA